ACCUCCCCACACACUUUCCUUCAUUUCACCCCAACCUUUUUCGCUUCCUCUCUCUUUCUCUUUCUUUUUCUCAAUUGCUGCGAAAGAAAAAAGAAACGGAAUCGCAUUACCAAAGACGAAAACGAAAGAAAGAAACGAUGAUGCAGCUGCAGCAACACCAUCAAGAGGUGGAAGAAGCAGAAGAAGAGGCUUCGAAUUCUUCUUCUCAUCAUCACAACAAGGCAUCGCCUUCUCCCAGUUUCAGCAGCUACUCAUCGGAGACACUCGCCGAGAUCGCCGCCAGGGUAAUCGAGGAGCUCCGCCGCGACCCUAGUUCACUCUCCGUCGUCGACGACGACGACGCACUUUUCCCGCCAUGGGAAAACCAAAACGACAGCUUCGUCCCCCAAAACGACAAGCCGGCAGAACAAAACGACGACGACGACGAUGAUUUCGAAUUCGCGUUCGUUUCGCGAGACUUCGCUUCUCCAGUCUCCGCGGACGACAUUUUUCACAACGGCCGGAUCAAGGCGAUGUACCCAAUCUUCGGCGUUGUCGUUCCCUCAAACGACGCCGUUUCGAGCGUUGUUCCGAAUAAUAAUAAUAAUAAUAUUGCGAACAGUACUCCGCGGCGUCGUCUUCCUUUAAGGAAGCUAAUGUUCGAGGAGGGAGAAACAGCGUCGUGCUCGUCGUCAACGGAAGAGAGCGUUGACCUAGAAGGGGUGGUGGCAGCGGAAGGGGCGUACUGCGUGUGGACACCGAAUUCCGUUGGGAGGGAACGGAAGAAGAGCAACUCAACGGGGUCCGCGUCGAAGCGGUGGAAGCUUCGUGUUCGAGAUUUGCUUUUGAGGAGUCACAGUGACGGAAAGGAUAAUAAUAAUAAUAAUAAACAACAACAACAACAGAGAGAACUCAAAGAAGUGGUGUUUCAGAUUCCGAAGAACAAAGUGGCGGCGAAGCCUCAGAACGGAACGGAACAUGCGGAACAGAACAAGAGGAAGUCCUUCUUGCCUUACAGGCCAGAAUUGGUUGGACUUUUUGCUAAUGUCAAUGGCCUUGGUCGGAAUUUGCGUCCCUUUUGAUUUUUCGACCGUAAUUAAAAAUUAAACGAUAUUUAUUAUUAAUUAUUCCAUUCAUUAUAGUUUCCUUCUUCUUCUUCUUUUUUUUUUCGUUUUAUUUUAGCAGAUUAUAUAUCCCUUGCUUUAUUAGUUUCUUCUGAUGGUUUUCCUUGCCUUUGUUUGUUUUGAUAUUUUUGGGCCGGGAAUAUUGUAAUUAAAGCGGAUGAGAUGCAGUAGUAUAUAUUCUUUUUUCUGUAAAUUCAAUGGACAUUUUAAGGGUUUCUUUUCUUCUUUUU
Messenger RNA from Glycine soja, 1333 nucleotides. RefSeq lists its product as uncharacterized. NCBI's taxonomy places the organism in Eukaryota, Viridiplantae, Streptophyta, Magnoliopsida, Fabales, Fabaceae. The record is from RefSeq and is a predicted model, not a curated record. The coding region runs from base 138 to 1061 and encodes 307 amino acids. The transcript has a single exon.